Molecule: messenger RNA, 1614 nt
Organism: Clupea harengus (Atlantic herring)
Lineage: Eukaryota; Metazoa; Chordata; Actinopteri; Clupeiformes; Clupeidae
Gene: mfng
Product: beta-1,3-N-acetylglucosaminyltransferase manic fringe
Exons: 4
Coding region: 657-1451 (264 amino acids)
Biological process (GO): pattern specification process
Cellular component (GO): Golgi membrane
Molecular function (GO): O-fucosylpeptide 3-beta-N-acetylglucosaminyltransferase activity
Source: RefSeq, a predicted model, not a curated record
CCAUUAUCUAAUUAGCCUUUUGAGUUUUACAAAUUGUAAGGAUAGCUUGUGAAACGUACUUUGUGUUACACGGGGCCCAUUCAAACGCGUUUAUUAAAAAAAAAAAAAAGUCUAAUUUGAGAGGGAUUCUGUUUUUGGCCAGGUCCUCCCUUUAUUAAGAGUGUGUCACUAUAUAGGCGGGGGGAGGAGUGUUUGAUCUCCUACUGUGUGCAGAUGACAUUAUCUCCUACGCCUAAUAGAACGCUUCCACAUGCGGCAACAGGUAAGACGAUAGCUUGACAGACAGAAGCGAAUUUGCAGCUUGCUGUAAUUUAGAAUAGCGAUGCUUUCCAUCCGGUGAGCAAUUGAGAGACAACAGCUGCCUGAUUCCCUGAAGUCUAAAUUCAUAGCUCAGUAUUUGGUCAAAGCACCGGCACAUUUUCAGGCGUAAAUGCCUCAAUGUGAAGCAUGGUUGCCGCUGACAUAACGGUCUAUUGUGGCAUAUUUCUACCUAAGAGGACAUAGGCUAGACAAUGAACGCAACACACCAACACAACAGGUCGGUGACAGAGAGAAACUGAAUCCUGUUUACAUCUAGACAACAUUUGAAAGUUUGAGCGGCUCGAAGCUGACAGCUAUGCUGCUGAAAGCAUAGCGAUGCUCAGCUCAGAGUUCACAUGGCAACCGCUACGAAAAGAAUUAUCAAGAAAUUGCUUCGAACUCUGUCUGGUGUUCUCCUGACCUUUUUCAUAGUUGUGUUGGUGGAUUUACAAUUGCGGACCAGACAUUCCCUCACCCCCUUUGCUGCGGGUCCAGGAGAACGUUCAAGCCAAGCUGUCAAUUCCCUGUCAAAAGAUAGGAAUGUACUGUCAAAGUCUUCGGACAGGGGACAGAGUGACAAUAUUCACCAAGACGGUAGUCGAAGGAAAAAUAAAGAUAGAGAAUUUAGUCCAGCUCCUUGGCCGCGCCUGCAACCCCAAGAUGUUUUUAUCGCAGUGAAGACUACAGGACGGUUUCACCGAACCCGACUGGACCUGUUGCUGGAGACAUGGAUAUCCAUAACCAAAGAGCACACGUAUAUCUUCACAGACACUCCAGACGAGGACAUAGCCUCCAAAGGCCACAAUCUCAUCCUGACCAACUGCCCUCCGGAGCACAGCCACCAGGCCCUGUCGUGUAAGAUGGCCGCCGAGUAUGAUCACUUCAUGGCUUCGGACAAGAGGUGGCUGUGUCACGUCGACGAUGACAACUACCUGAACCCAGGGGCCCUGUUGUCUCUCCUCUCUGCGUUCCCAUUGGACAGUGACAUUUAUGUGGGCAAGCCCAGCCUGGAUCGACCAAUGAAGGCCCACGAGCUCCUGGAAGGCAAUAAGACGGUCAGUGUUCCAACUGUCCCACAAUGCAAUGCAAAAGCACCACCUUUAAGCAUAAGAGCUCUGUGGCUCUCUCUUGUCUCAUGUUUGGCAUUUUGAAUGUUAUGAAAUGGAUUCGAAUUUGCCAAAGGGGAAGACAUGCAGGGCAAUCAUAGUGUGGUCACCGGCUAGUGAUUUGCUUUCUCUGGGACGAUCAAUUAUUAGCGUAUUGAUCCAGAUGAUUCUGUUAUGCUGGUUGGCUAGGGUCCACUGGGAGUAACCC